This is a messenger RNA of Triplophysa dalaica, 1608 nucleotides long. RefSeq names its product superoxide dismutase 3, extracellular a (gene sod3a). NCBI's taxonomy places the organism in Eukaryota, Metazoa, Chordata, Actinopteri, Cypriniformes, Nemacheilidae. The transcript has 2 exons. Gene Ontology annotation, molecular function: superoxide dismutase activity; copper ion binding. The record is from RefSeq and is a predicted model, not a curated record. Bases 166 to 846 code for a protein of 226 amino acids. Gene Ontology annotation, biological process: removal of superoxide radicals.
GACCAAUGGAUCAAUAAUACAAAGUUUGAUUCCCAGCAUGGAAAAUCUCUCAACCCGAGCACGGUGUUGCAUUACAAUAAAGCUUUGCGAUAAUCUUUUGUCCACAGUACUCAGUCCACACACAUCUGAACAACAUCUCAGUUAUUUCAGGCUCUACAGAGCAACAUGGAGCAAAUCCUACCAACAUUCUCUCUGUUUUUUCUGGCACUACGUAUUAUAAAUGAUGAGUUAAUCUUCUCUGGUAAUACUGUUCUUUCAAACGUCGAAGCUCCAAGGCCUGAAGUCAUAGAAUUUAACAACACAAUCUACGCUACAUGCGAAGUAACUCCAGUUCCUGAUCUAUCACCUGGCCAGCCAAAGAUCUCCGGACAAGUUCUCUUCAAGCAGGUCUUCCCCAACGGCACUUUACAAGUGAUCGUAAACCUCGGCGGUUUGCCUGCCAUUGACCCUCAAGUCCGGGCCAUCCACAUCCAUCAGUACGGUGACCUCAGUCAAGGCUGCGUCAGUGCUGGCCCUCAUUACAAUCCACAGGGUGUUGACCAUCCAGGUCAUCCCGGAGACUUGGGCAACUUUGAAUCCGAGCACGGAAUUAUACGGCACAUUCUCAAGCUCUCAGAGGCCAGGCUGUUUGGGGGUCAAUCCAUACUGGGACGAGCUGUGGUGGUUCAUCAAAAGGAGGACGAUCUGGGAAUGGGGUUAGAUGAAGAAAGUAAACGUAGUGGGAAUGCUGGGAAAAGAAUUGCUGGAUGUGUCAUUGGUAUUAGCUCUCCGCGUUUGUGGCAGGCGGGUGCGGAGCUCUUACGGGAGGAAGUGAAGAAGGAGGGUGCUGAUAAUAGUACAAGAUGAGAAGUGGGGAACGUGAUGGAGAGGACACAUACAGAAGAUUUUUUGUAAUUAAUGAAAUAGGAUGAGAAUAAUUUACAACUGUGUAAAUCGUUUAUUCAUUUCUUUUUUAAAGUAUAGCUAGCCCAAAAAUAAAAUUUGUAUCAUUAUUUAUUCGUUAGUUUUUCAAAACCUGUAUUUGACUCUUUUAUCUGUGGAACACAAAAGAAGAUAGUACGAGAAAUGUUUUUAGAGGGGGACCGGUGUUGUUUGGUUACCAACAUUCCUCCAAAUAUGUUCUGUGUUCUGCAGAAGUCAUACAGGUUUGACAUGAGGGUGAAUAAAUUAUGAAAUAUGAUUCAUUUUUAACUACACCUUUAAUAAACACAAUAAAAAAAGUGAAAAUCAAUAUUUGUAUAAAUAUCAUAAUUUAUUUUACACAUUUGUUAAAAUCACCAUUAGCUAACUGUGUGUGAUCUGUAUAGAAUGGCAUCUGAGGAUUUUCACAAUAUAAGAUAAAUAAUAUUAAUUUCUAAAAGUCUAACAUUAACAGAGUAAUGUUUUUUUUUAUAAUUGCAUUUAAUUGAUUUUUAGUUUGUUUAUUGUAAAUAAAUCACUCAACAUCCUCUGUUAAUGAAAGAUGAUUGGGAAAACAAAUUGUGAGAAAUGUGAUAUAUUUCUUUAUAAAACUUUGAUUAGAUCUAUUGUAUUCACAACAAAAGCGUUGUAUUUUACUAUGAACAGCAUCUACAGCUUAAUAAAACUCUAAAAGUUUUUCACUGGCAA